AUGACAGGUAAAAAAGCGAGCACGAAAUCAUGGGAUAGUGAUCCUAAAAAUUGGGGUAAGGCCGUAAAACCUUUGGAGGAAAAAUGGAAAUUGGUGCCGGCUUUUUUGCAAAUAAAAGGUUUAGUUAAACAACACAUCGAUUCAUUUAAUCAUUUUGUGAAUGUUGAUAUUAAAAAGAUUGUGCAAGCGAAUAAAACAGUGAUUAGUGAUGCAGAUCCAAUAUUUUAUCUUAAAUAUUUGGACGUUCGAGUGGGUACACCCGAUAUAGAAGAUGGUUAUAAUAUAACAAAGCCAACAACACCACAUGAGUGUAGACUGAGAGACACCACUUAUUCGGCACCCAUAACUGUCGAUAUAGAGUACACUCGAGGAACACAACGUGUCGUUAGAAACAAUUUAUUGAUUGGACGUAUGCCUGUAAUGUUAAGGUCAUCAAAUUGUGUAUUAACAGACAAAUCGGAAUUUGAAUUGGCGAAAUUAAAUGAGUGCCCAUUGGAUCCUGGCGGUUAUUUCGUUGUCAGAGGUCAAGAGAAAGUUAUCCUAAUUCAAGAGCAAUUAUCUUGGAAUAAAAUGAUUACAGAAGAAUUUGGUGGUACAGUUCAGUGUCAAGUCACUUCGUCAACUCAUGAAAAGAAAUCCCGUACUGUGGUAUUAAGCAAACAUAACAAAUAUUACUUAAAACACAACUCAAUGGUGGACGAAAUACCGAUAGUUGUGAUAUUUAAAGCAAUGGGUGUAAUCUCCGAUAUGGAAAUUAUGUCGUUGGUUGGUGCGAGUAUAGAGACGCAAAAUCGUUUUGCUCCCUCGCUUUUAGAAGCUUGCGCUUUAAAUAUUUUCACUCAGCAACGAGCUUUAGAUUAUAUGGGUUCCAAAUUGGUCGUGAAACGUUUUCAGACAGCUGUUGUUAAAACUCCAGCAGAUGAAGCUCGUGAACUUCUUGCUACCACCAUUCUGGCUCAUGUGCCAGUAGAAAAUUUCAAUUUUCAAAUUAAGUCCAUAUACUUAUCGCUUAUGAUACGUCGUGUAAUGGCCGCCGAAUUGGAUAGCACUGCUUUCGACGAUCGUGAUUAUUAUGGUAACAAACGUUUAGAACUGGCAGGCUCUUUGAUCUCGCUAAUGUUUGAAGAUCUCUUCAAACGCAUGAACUGGGAGUUGAAAACUAUCGCUGACAAAAAUAUUCCGAAAGUCAAGGCUGCUCAAUUCGAUGUGGUUAAGCAUAUUCGAGCCGCGCAGAUUACUGUAGGCUUGGAGUCAGCAAUAUCCUCUGGUAAUUGGACUAUAAAACGUUUCAAAAUGGAAAGGGCAGGCGUCACGCAAGUACUGUCUCGUCUCAGUUAUAUUUCAGCUCUGGGCAUGAUGACGCGUGUAAAUUCGCAAUUUGAGAAAACGCGUAAAGUAUCCGGACCACGAUCUUUACAGCCCAGUCAAUGGGGCAUGCUAUGUCCGUCAGAUACACCAGAGGGGGAAGCAUGUGGCUUAGUUAAAAAUUUAGCAUUGAUGACUCACAUCACUACCGAGGUGGAGGAAGGUCCUGUGGUAAGAUUAGCUUUUCAUGCUGGCGCGGAAGAUAUACGCUUGGUCGGAGGGGACGCUAUUAACAAUCCAGAAGUAUUUCUUGUUUUUAUAAAUGGAAACAUUCUUGGCGUAACGAGAAAUUAUAAACGCCUUAUGGCCGAUUUUCGUAGGAUGCGUCGAACGAAUCAUUUGGGACCUUUUGUAUCGAUACACACAUCGCAUAUGCAACGUUGCGUUUACAUACAUACAGACGGCGGACGGUUAUGUCGCCCUUAUAUUAUUGUUAAAAAUGGAAGACCAGCGGUUAAGCAGAAGCACAUCGAUGAGCUUAACCGCGGUAUACGCAAAUUUGAGGACUUCCUUGACGAUGGCUUAGUUGAGUAUCUGGAUGUAAAUGAAGAGAAUGAUUCCUAUAUUGCCUGGAACGAAGCGGAUAUUGAUCCGGAUAAUACCACGCAUUUAGAAAUUGAACCAUUUACAAUAUUAGGUGUCUGCGCUGGUUUAGUUCCUUAUCCCCAUCACAAUCAGAGUCCACGAAACACGUAUCAAUGCGCUAUGGGUAAACAGGCUAUGGGGGUAAUCGGUUACAAUCAAAAAAAUCGCAUCGAUACAUUAAUGUAUAAUCUGGUUUAUCCUCAAACACCAAUGGUUAGGUCGAAGACUAUUGAGUUGACUGGUUUUGAUAGACUUCCUGCUGGACAGAACGCUACCGUUGCUGUUAUGAGUUACUCCGGUUACGAUAUCGAGGAUGCGGUAAUAUUAAACAAAGCGGCAAUAGAUCGUGGCUAUGGUCGCUGUUUAAUAUAUAAAAAUUCAAAAUGCACUGUAAAACGUUACGCAAAUCAAACGUACGAUCGCAUAAUGGGACCGGUCAAAGAUGCUCUAACCAAUAAAGUUAUUUUCAAGCAUGACGCUUUAGAUACUGAUGGCAUUGUGGCUCCCGGUGAAAUGAUCGUUAACAAGCAAGUGCUAAUUAAUAAAGAAAUGCCUGCAGUGACCUCAAUCAACCCUAUAGAGCAGACAGGGCAAGCAUCACAGAUUAAUUAUACAGCGGUGCCUAUCACAUAUAAAGGCACGGAACCCAGUUAUGUGGAAAAAGUUAUGGUUUCCGCUAACGGUGAAGAAGAUUUUCUAAUUAAGAUUCUAUUGCGACAAACACGUCGCCCUGAAAUUGGCGAUAAAUUCAGCUCGCGGCAUGGCCAAAAAGGUGUCACGGGUCUUAUUGUGGAUCAAGAGGAUUUACCAUUCAAUGAUUUCGGCAUUUCUCCUGAUAUGAUUAUGAAUCCUCAUGGUUUUCCAUCUCGUAUGACUGUCGGUAAAACUUUAGAACUACUGGGUGGCAAAGCUGGACUCUUGGAAGGUAAAUUUCAUUACGGUACAGCGUUUGGCGGAUCAAAAUGUAAAGAUAUUCAAGAAGAGCUCUUCAAACAUGGCUUCAAUUACGUGGGUAAAGAUUAUUUCUAUUCCGGCAUUACCGGUGAAAGUCUGGAGGCUUAUAUAUAUUCAGGUCCAGUGUAUUAUCAAAAAUUAAAGCAUAUGGUGCAGGAUAAAAUGCAUGCACGUGCUAGAGGCCCGAAAGCGGUGCUUACUCGUCAACCUACGCAAGGUCGUAGUCGUGAAGGCGGGUUACGUUUAGGUGAAAUGGAACGAGAUUGCUUAAUAUCGUAUGGUGCCAGUAUGCUAAUAAUGGAACGUCUAAUGAUAUCAUCCGAUGCAUUUGACGUUGACGUUUGUAAGACUUGCGGUCGUCUAGCAUAUUGCUCUUGGUGUCAUUUUUGUCAAUCAUCAGCAAACGUUUCAAAGAUUUCAAUGCCCUAUGCUUGCAAAUUACUUUUUCAAGAGCUAACCAGUAUGAAUGUAGUGCCAAAACUGAGAUUACAAAAUUACUAAUAUAACUUAAGUAAAACGUUACAAAACA
This is a messenger RNA of Glossina fuscipes, 3433 nucleotides long. RefSeq names its product DNA-directed RNA polymerase III subunit RPC2 (gene RpIII128). Gene Ontology annotation, molecular function: ribonucleoside binding; DNA-directed RNA polymerase activity; DNA binding. The record is from RefSeq and is a predicted model, not a curated record. Bases 1 to 3405 code for a protein of 1134 amino acids. Gene Ontology annotation, cellular component: RNA polymerase III complex. NCBI's taxonomy places the organism in Eukaryota, Metazoa, Arthropoda, Insecta, Diptera, Glossinidae. The transcript has 2 exons. Gene Ontology annotation, biological process: DNA-templated transcription.